ACCCACCAGAGAAAACAUGACGUUCUACGCCCUACUGGGGAUGGCGGUGACCACUCUACUGUGGGCAAGGACUGACGCCCAACAGAGGCCGCUACUGGUCGGGGCCUUCAACAUCAAGAGCUUCGGCCGGGCCAAGAUGACCGACGAGGUCCUGGCCGGCCGCAUCACGCAGAUCGUCAAGCGCUAUGACGUCAUCGUCCUGCAGGAAGUGCGAGACACCACGGGGGAGGCGCUGUCCGAGCUGUGGACACGCCUGAACGCCACCACCCCCUGGGGCCUGGCGGUCAGUGACCCCAUCGGCCGGACCAACUACAAAGAGCAGUACGCCUUCUUUUACCGGACCGGUAAGGUCAAGGUCAUCUCCACCUACCAACACGACGACGAAGCACGCGAUUUCUACGAGCGCGAGCCGUUUGGCGUGGAGGUUGAGUACACGUCUGCGGGUAGAUCCCAGACCAGGAGGGUCGUGCUGCUGGCGCUGCACACCCGGCCACAAGACACGCCGGCAGAGCUGCAGAAACUACCCGACCUCAUGCGCGCCGUCCGCAGACGGUACAGCAACGUCGACGGCGUCGUCGCCAUGGGAGACUUCAACGCCGACUGCAGUUACCUGAGCAACGCCAAGAAAAGAGAGCUGGAGAUCUUCAAGACCGGCGACUUCGUCAGUUUGAUCCCCGACACGGCCGACACGACGGUGGCGUCCACGCACUGCGCCUACGACAGGAUUAUCGUGCUGGGCAGCGGGGUCGUGGCUAGAAACGCCGGGCCGUAUGACUUCAAAACUGGACUGAAACUGGACGAGACGGAGGCGUAUGCUAUCAGUGACCACUACCCCAUUGAGUUCAAACUGUUUUAGUUUUGGUGUUUGUUUUAAACGGAGGGAUCUAGUCAACCAGACAUCGUUAGUCAACAAACUGUUAGUGUCUAUAAUUUCAUACACUAACAUACACAUAUACUUUUUAUAGGUUUUUAACAUAAAUUAAUUAAGGAAGACUUCGACAGCAUUAUUCACAUACUUUUUUUCUAAUAGUAUUCAGGUUCAUUUUUCCAAUUUCUAACUCAAAAUCUAAUUAUUUUUAUUUCACUAUCAUGCCCUCGUUGAUCGAUCUCAAUUUUUUUCUACUACCUCGCAUAUUACCAAUUUAGAAAAAUCAAACUCAAGUAUACAAUUUUUCAUAAACUUGUAUAGUUGUAUAUCAAUUACCUCGCAAGAUAACAAAUAAGUGACAUUAAUAUAAGAACUCCAUUCCAUUAAUUAUCUCCCCUCUUUAAUGUUUGUCUCCCUUUAAUAUUUCAUAUAUCUUCUUCAUGAACUCUAGCUGUCCCGUGCCCUGGUUAAGGAACUUACGUAUCAUUAUAGGAUCAUCAAUUAUUUAACAACUUUUUAAUGUAGUUUUCUCUGUUGUUUUAUUGUACUUUGGCUGAUGUUUAUUUUAUUCUACGAAACAUCAAGUAUAUCUACGUUAUAAACAGCUUUUUUAAAUGUGCUGUUUCUUCUUCAAACUACCUAAACGAACAAAAUAAAUGAAUUU
Molecule: messenger RNA, 1532 nt
Organism: Physella acuta
Lineage: Eukaryota; Metazoa; Mollusca; Gastropoda; Physidae
Product: deoxyribonuclease-1-like
Biological process (GO): DNA catabolic process
Cellular component (GO): nucleus
Molecular function (GO): DNA binding; deoxyribonuclease I activity
Source: RefSeq, a predicted model, not a curated record